Messenger RNA from Hyaloscypha bicolor E, 3483 nucleotides. RefSeq lists its product as uncharacterized. Gene Ontology annotation, molecular function: metal ion binding; ATP binding; ATP-dependent chromatin remodeler activity. The record is from RefSeq and is a predicted model, not a curated record. The transcript is spliced from 7 exons. The coding region runs from base 1 to 3180 and encodes 1059 amino acids. Lineage: Eukaryota; Fungi; Ascomycota; Leotiomycetes; Helotiales; Hyaloscyphaceae.
AUGAGAGAUACAGAUGAAGACCAUUCUUGGAUGUACGAUGAUUUUGCAAGCGAUGAUGAGUAUGAGACGCUCAAGAGUCUUUAUACUUCUCUUUCCAGGAAGGAGAAAGCAAGCAAAAUUACGCCGAAUGAACGCAUGGAACUCUUCAAGUUAGAGAAGACUCUUCAAAUGAAAACGCGAUUAAGGGCUGCUGCCAUGCAACGAGACGCUGUUGAGGAAGCCGAGGAAGAUAGUCUCUUCGUUCAGGAGUCCAGGGAGGAUAUUGUGAACAGGCAUCGGAGAAACAGACCUCGUUGCAAUAGCGAUGUAUUAGAGGACGAUGAAAUGGCUAAGAACUUCGGCGAUGGCGAUGGCGAUGGCGAUGGAGAUAGCAGCGAGGACAAUACUAUGAUGAAGAUGCUACAGCAAGAGCUCAAUGGCGAUGGCCUCGAUGGCCCCGGUGAGCCAGAACUCACUAAGUCCGGCAAGCCACGUAAGAAACGUGCCAAGAACGCAAGAGAGUAUACCGAAGAGUCUCGUCGUCGUCAAAAGGAGCGUAGCAAGACCCAAAGGAAGAAAGGCCGUAACAGUGGUUUCACUUCUUGCAGCAAGCCUGCAAUUGCCAAAGGUAAAGGAAAGGAAAAAGCUUCUGUAUCCAAGAAGGGCAAGAAAGGCACAGUUAAGAAUGGCGAAUCGCUCCUCCGCUCUGGCAACUUUAGCCACCAUUCCGGAAUCGAUAAUAUCGGUCAAAUGAUGCUGGAGGACCUUAUGACUAAUGACCCGAUUUCCGAUCGUUUACAGAACCCUAUAUUCAAUAUUGAGCCCGAAGCUCCGAUGCUUACCAGAACCAAGGAAAGUCAGUUCCAGAUACUAUUUGCGAAUGUUCCGACUGGUGAUGGUAGUAAGGCGAAUGCGAAGAGUAUUAAGAAUGAUAAGAAGGCGUUAAAGGAGGCGAGUCGCAGUUUUGGGUAUGCACAGGUUAAGGCACAGGAUGGCAAUCUCGGCAAAACCGUUCAGACAUUAGCUUGCAUGGUGGGAAACCCCCCAGGACCCGAGGACAUUAAGCGCAAAGUCAAGGCAACCCUUAUAGUAGUUCCUGCUACUGUAAUUGACCAAUGGCUUGACGAAAUUCGGAUCCACGCUAAGCAUAAUACUUUCCCGAAAAUCAUGCGAUACAAAUCCUCUGCUCAUAUUCCUAUAGAAGUGCUCGAAGACCUUGAUAUUGUUAUUACUUCUUACUCUGAAGUAAUGAAGCAGUUCCCAUUUCCGGAUAAGGAAAGCAGAGAAAAAAUUGCUGUUAUUGGGUAUAAGGAUUGGCGGAAGAGUGCAAUGCAUAAGUUAGGCGAUUUGCAUCUGGUUAAUUGGUACCGGGUUAUACUUGAUGAAGCGCAAGCUAUUAAGAAUAAUUCGGCCAGAACCUCCCUGGCUUGCCAGAACCUCAAGAGCGUUUAUCGGUGGUGCUUAACUGGUACGCCAUUACUGAAUCGGCUUGAAGAGCUAUUCCCCUACCUCCGCUUCCUCAAGGCAAACUAUAGCAUGGACUGGCAAACUUUCCAGAAGUACUUCUGUGAUCCUAAUGCGGCUGAUUCAUACAACCGUAUUAGCACCUUGCUCUCCUAUACCAUGAUGCGUCGUACGAUGAAAACCACUAUUCUCAACCGUCCGAUUAUUACGCUCCCUCCUCCACAUCCGGAGAUCCAGUAUAUCCAGUUCUCGCCUGAAGAGCAACUGAUUUACCGAAUCACCGAAAACCGCUUUCGCGCCAACCUAAAUGCAUUCUUUAGGCACGGCGAGGCCCGUCGUAAUUACUCCAUCUUUAUGGUUCAGCUCCUGCGCCUCCGCCAAUGCACUUCCCACCCCUUUAUGCUUGAACGAACUAUUAAAGAAUCGUGGACCCUCGAAGAUGUCGCCGAGCUAAAAUCUCGCCUCUCUCGCCUCAGACGUGAUUCCAAUUCCAAUUCCAAUCCCAAUCGCCCGUUCUACGAGCAAUGCAAGGUCUGGGUUGAGGACGCUGAGCUUAGGAGAAAGGCUGCGGAGAGGGGUAAGGAAGACAAUAUUGGUGAGAUGGGUAUUAGUGAGGAUUUUGAGGAAUUGCCGUUUGGACAAGGGGAUUUUGGGUAUCAGUUUAGUAUGCAGGGGGCGCUAAAAACGCUCAGUGAGAAGGAGCUUUUUAAGAGGGUUACUUGCAGCAUGUGUGCGGAUAUGCCGGUAGAGGCUAUGAAAACGGAUUGCGGACACAUCUUCUGCAAAGACUGUAUUGAGUCCUAUAUCCACACCGCCGCCUCCGGUAUUGCCGAUGACUACCUCUCCUGCCCGUCCUGCGAUCGCCUCUUCGAUAAUAUUACACCUGUCCACCCUCCAUCCGAAAACCAAGACCCCUCCAAUUCCUCUAGCUCGCAUACCGGUACUCCUAGCAAGUCUAGGAAGUAUAGGGAGACGCAUAAGGGUACGAAGGGAAAGGAUGCUAGUGGGUUUGAGCCGCAUACGUAUCAUUCUGAGUGGCUAGAGAUGAGUGAUAAUUUCCCGGAGGACUUCCCAUUAACGGCAAGUGCGAAGACGACUGUGCUUAAGGCGUUGCUUUUGAGGGGAUUUACUGAGGCUCCCUUUGACAAGGUUGUUAUCUACGUCCAAUUCCGACAGCUCGCCAGAAUCGUAGGCCGCAUUUGCCACUCCGAAAACUGGCCCUUCCUUUAUCUCACUGGCGAUCGAGUCCUAGAAGACCGUACUAAGGUUAUACAUCGUUUUAGAGACGAUAAGAACAUCAAGAUCUUGAUUGCUGGACUCAAAUGUGGUGGUCUUGGUCUUAACUUCCCCUGGGCUAACCGCUGUAUCUCCCUUGACCUCUGGUGGAACCACGCCGUUGAACAGCAGGCAUUCGGCCGUAUCUUCCGUAUCGGCCAGAAUAAACACACUUAUAUGACACGCAUCGUGGUCAAGAAUUCCGUCGACAUGCGUCUUUUGACCAUGCAACUCCACAAGUUGACUAACCUUGAAAAGGCUAUCAAGGAAGACGACGACGAAGAAGGCGAGGGCUGUAGGAGGGGAGGAAAGGUACUAGGGCUAAGAGAGCUAGCGAAUCUGUUUGGCUUCUUAAGGGAGGAUGGCGAUGGAGCUAUUUUGAGCGUGGAGGCGGACUACGAUGAUGUCUCUCAUGACGGGAAUCGCUCCUUACCCGUUGAGGAUACUUCUUUCCUCACCUAAGUUGGCAUUGUUCGAGGACGGGGUGGUUGAUUGGGGAGAGGAUAUCAGGGAAGGGGAGGGCUCAUUAUUCGAGGGAGAGUGGAGGGAGGUGCAUAUCUCUCAUUGUCCAGGCGACCGGGGACAUUGAUCGAUGUAUUAUAGUUUAGCAAAUCGGGCCAAAAUAAAAGCGUUGGUUUUUAAAAUUCGAUAAUAUUGAAUUUUGGGACGAUUAUUCGUGAUUUAGGCGAGAUGUUGAGAAGUUAAUAUUUUGAAAGUGGGGGAAGAUUAGAUAAUUAUUCUAGGGAGAUGUGGUGUAUUAAGCGG